This is a messenger RNA of Andrographis paniculata, 1130 nucleotides long. RefSeq lists its product as uncharacterized. Gene Ontology annotation, molecular function: structural constituent of ribosome. Gene Ontology annotation, biological process: translation. The record is from RefSeq and is a predicted model, not a curated record. Gene Ontology annotation, cellular component: ribosome. The transcript is spliced from 2 exons. Lineage: Eukaryota; Viridiplantae; Streptophyta; Magnoliopsida; Lamiales; Acanthaceae. Bases 121 to 705 code for a protein of 194 amino acids.
AUCAUCGUCUUCUAUAUCACGAAUCAACCCUAGCACAACUUGCUGCUUUGAGCUCUCUCUCGUAUCAAUCAUACCUUCCGUCCCGCUAUAGAUUUGUACAAUAUAAGUACAUUUUUCGCAAUGAGACGUCAGUUUUAUCGGUUGAUUUCUCAUUCCCUCGAAUAUCUCCCGAAACCAAUUACAGCACCCCUUCCAAUGGAAACCGCAGUGAGGAGGGACCCUAAUUGGAUUCGAAAUUUCUCAGCCUCAGUUCAGGAAUCCAAGCCUGCUGGCCCUUCCGCACGCGUAAUGGAAAUCGCCGAUGAACUCUCCUCUCUGACUUUGCUUGAAAUCUCGGAUUUAACUGAAGAGUUGAGGAAGAAAAUGGGGAUAGAGGAAAUGCCGAUGAUGGCAGUGAUGAUGCCCGGUAUGGGCUUCGCGUCGGGAAUGGCUAAGGGGAAAGGCGGCAGCGCCGGAGGUGCGGCAAAGGAAGAGGAGAAGAAGGAGAAGACGGCCUUUGAUUUGAAGCUGGACGGAGGGUUUGAUGCAGCUGCUAAAAUCAAGAUUAUUAAGGAAGUAAGAGCUUGUACUGAUUUGGGUCUGAAGGAGGCUAAGGAUUUGGUUGAGAAGGCGCCGACAUUGUUGAAGAAGGGCGUGUCUAAGGAGGAGGCGGAGAAAAUUAUCGAGAAGUUGAAGGGGGUCGGGGCCAAAGUGGUCAUGGAAUAAGGUCCUUGAAUGAACCUUGGAGUCACUGAUCAACUUAUGACAAACAGCUUCUUAACUUUAGAUAUCCUACGGACUUGUGGAGGAAAAAAGGGAACCUAGAGUAUACAUAGAGCUUCCACCGGAUUUCUUGAUGUUGCAUUCAUCCAAAUAUUGUCUGAACUCAAAUCUUACUGAUGCUUGAUUAUGCAUACAAUGUUGCAAUCAAUCUGACCUCCCUGCUGAACAGUUCUAAAAGUUGUUAGUUGUGAAUUAUCCAUGGAUUGCACUUUCUGAAGAUCUCAUAAUUCAUUUGCAAACCAGCCUUAAUAAGUGUUGGUAUUUAAUUAAACUUUGUUCUGUACUGGCAGCCAUUUAUGCUGCAACAACUGUAGAGCUACUGGACCAUGGCAUUUAAAGACGCGAAACUGGUAAUGUGAAGAUGUCAA